AUGGAACCACUGAAUGUUUCUGUUAAAAACAAGCCCGUUGAGGUUAUAGCUAAGAUACUUAUGUAUCAGGCGGGUCCUAACGAUCUAAUAGAUUUUGAAUCUCCUACGAUAUCGGAGUACGCUAUUCUACUAGGGCCGGUGCAGUAUGACGAUGCUUCUACGACAUCUGGCAUUGCGGGUGGGAACAUCAAGGAGGUAUACAUUGUACAGAAUGGUCGCAAAUUACAUGGAAUCGCAGAAAGGCAAACUCUAGUAGAUUAUAUAGAGCGCUAUCGUCUUGCGAUGCCACUUGUCAAGAUCACAUGGUCUAAUAAAGGAUGUUACGUAUCUAGUCCCGAUAUCACAGGGCCACAAGAACUUACAUAUGACUAUCAUAGGGUGAUCAAUACCCAUUUAUACCGCAGGGCAUUCGGAUGCAGAGCAGCUGCCAGACGUGUUGCACAUGCCAUUAAAGAAGGGGACCGUAUAGGUAUGGGUCGCGCAACACUUUUAGUACGUCACCUUGCGAGGAAACCAUCAAAUUCGUUGUCACACAUCCAUUCACUCAUGUCGUCAGAGGCUCAGAUGACCAAUGGUCCAUCUGCUGCCGAAAACGACGAGCAUGUCGAUGACAAAUGUGCUGUUAAUAAUACAGAUGGUUGUCUAUGUGGUGAUUCCACAGUAUCAACAGUUAAUGACCGUGACUCUGAUGUGGGUGUCCAAGUUACCCCUUCUACAGCAGGUUGUCUCCAACGUUCUGGAUCUGAGCCAAAGAUAUGUCGUAUAUGUCUCGAGGAUGAGCAAUCUGGUCCUUUGGUUGUCCCCUGUAAGUGCAACGGUUCAAUGAAAUAUGUCCAUCUUGCUUGUGUACGUACCUGGGUACAAGGUCGUCUUAAGAUCAAGGAUGAAGAGGGUAAACCUCACAUAACUUAUUUUUUACAAAACCUCAAGUGUGAAUUGUGCUCUGUCCCAUACCCGUCAUAUGUUGAUGUGGAGAGUGUAUGGACUGAUUUCUUGGGUAUUGAAGAGCCGGCUCCACCUUACGCAGUGCUAGAACCAGAAAACAGCUCACAUACAGGCCUACAUAUCGCAAGCAUAGCAAAGCAGCCUGUUACUAUAGGUAGGAGCAGUGAAUCAGGUAUCGUUUUACAAGACAUAUCGGUUUCUCGGUGUCAUGCGAUUCUGCAGUAUUGCGAUGGUCAGUUUGUUAUUGAAGAUAAAUGCAGCAAGUUUGGCACUGUUCUUUAUAUGGGAGACAACUUCACCAUACCUGUUGAGCGUGAUCACCCUAUUGCCAUAAAAAUUGGCACGGAUGUUUUAUGUAUAGAGGCAAGAUCAAGUCGCGCUAGUCUCUCUGCGUUAUGCUGCUUUGCGUAUAACCCUAACUCUGUGAGGGUCAUCGUUUGA
Molecule: messenger RNA, 1386 nt
Organism: Babesia sp. Xinjiang
Lineage: Eukaryota; Apicomplexa; Aconoidasida; Piroplasmida; Babesiidae
Exons: 1
Coding region: 1-1386 (461 amino acids)
Molecular function (GO): zinc ion binding; protein binding
Source: RefSeq, a predicted model, not a curated record